This is a messenger RNA of Cephus cinctus (wheat stem sawfly), 9388 nucleotides long. It is a transcript of the gene htt, whose product is annotated as huntingtin. The record is from RefSeq and is a predicted model, not a curated record. Gene Ontology annotation, cellular component: cytoplasm; nucleus. The transcript is spliced from 16 exons. Bases 160 to 8916 code for a protein of 2918 amino acids. NCBI's taxonomy places the organism in Eukaryota, Metazoa, Arthropoda, Insecta, Hymenoptera, Cephidae.
GUUGUGACAUGGCGGCUGCCAGGUCACAGUUGUAUAAACACUUGUAAGCAUAAUUGUAGUGUUCGUGCUAGAUUUCGAUCCAGUUUUACGAUGAUUUCAGUUAUUCGGUGUGAAAAAAUUGGAUAAAAUAAUAACGAUUAGCAAAGAUUCUUUGGGAAAAUGGCAGCUGUUAACAAUGUAUUUAAAGCUGUAGAAAAUCUACGACUACUUCGUGAAUCGAAUUCACUAUCGGAGGAUUAUAUAGCCAGAAAAAAGGAAAAGAUUGCCAAUUGUGUAAUGAUCGCUGAUGGAGUUUGUUCAUCAACUGUCAAAGUAGCAUCAAAAUUUCCAGAUAUUUUUAAUAAGUCUAUAGAAAUUUUAUUGGCUCUUUGCGAUGAUUCUGAGUCUGAUGUAAGAACUGUAGCUGAAGAAUGCCUGAACAAAAUUAUACGGACAAUGGCAGAUGGGAAUAUCAUAAAAGUUCAAGUGAAAUUAUAUUAUGAAAUCAAAAGAAAUGGGUCAGCUCGUUCAUUGCGAGCUGCAUUAUGGCGUUUUGCCCAACUGAGUGAAGUGAUAAGGCCAGUUAAAGGCAAGGCGUAUGUAUCUAACUUAAUUCCCUGUAUUGUUGCAAUUGCUCAACGCAAAGAAGAAUCUGUAAUUGAGACAUUAGCCAAUACUUUACCUUUAAUUCUAAAAACAUUGGGUGCUUUCACAACAGAUAAUGAUAUAAAGACUUUACUGAAAGCAUUCUUCCAUAAUAUAUCAUCACCUGAGCCAGUGUUCCGAAGGACUGCAGCAAGCAUGAUCUUAACGACUUGUUUAAACUCUCGGAAACCUGAGGCUUUUCUGUGUUAUGUAUUGAAUUUUCUCAUAGAUAGGGUUGUUCCUGUGGCUGACGACAAAGAAAAUUUGACUACCGUUAUGGGAGUAUUCGGAUGCUUGCGUAUAGUUUUACCUCAUAUGAAUGAGAUGACAACAGGGAUAGAAGUUGACAAUUCACAGAAAGUUGACAGUUUAAUACAGAUUUACGAGUUGUGCUUACAUUAUGCAAAAUGGCACGCUGAUCAUAAUGUAAUAAAUGCGGCCCUGGAGACAUUGGCGCAGCUUUUGCAAUCUCCCUCGAAGGAAUUCGCAUCCAUACUACUAUCAAAGGAUGGGAUCACUCGUAGUAGAAUCUGGUUGAAUGAAAGCGCAGCACGCUUGUCGUUAGGACAAAUGAGUUUCUCCACGACAACUGUAUCUGGAGAGAAUUCGGAUUCAGCGCUAAAUUUGUUCGAGUCUGAAAUCCCUGAAAUUGAACCUAAGAUCGAAAAAUGGAUUGCGGAAUCAGAGAGCGCAUUGCCUGUAAUUCAAAGACCACAAAUACGGCAAGCAGUUCCAAGUGAAAUUAUAGAGAUGAGAGGGAAGACGCUAGAGAAUUACAGUAAUUUGACCAUAGGCUCUAUCGACAGUGACGGGGUUGAGGAAGGAAGUGACGUCGGUAGUGAAAUUGAAAAAUCGGAAACCGUUCCGGAAUCAGUUAGUCUAAUGACGCAACCAUCCAAAGAUGAAGACUCCUCAGAUGAGAGAGGUUUGUCGAUUGCGUCGCCUCACAAAUCCUUGUUAAAUAUUCCAUUUGCGGAAAUUGAUAUUGGCAAUUUUACAAAUGCUGAUAUACCGUUAAAAUAUUGUUGCCGCUAUUUAGCAUCGUCGUUUUUGUUAACGGGAAGUGUCGGUCAAUUAAUUCCUGACCGAAUGUUUCGUGUCAGUGUGAAGUCGCUAGCUUUAACAUGUAUUGGUCACAUUUUAAGGCUUUACCCACGUUUAUUAUUAUCUACGGUCGCCAAAGAACAAAAAUAUGAUGAAAGCCCACAAUUCAUGUCGGAUAUUUUACUUUUUGCGGAUCAUCCUGAUCCCCAGAUACGAGGACAUGUGAUGAUGCUUAUUGGCUGUUUUUUGAAAGCAGUUUUCGUUCAAUUUGGCGGGAGAUACUCUGAUGUAAUAUCGGGGGAUCUUACCGUUUCUGAUAAAAAGGAGUACUGUAGGACUUUACCCUUGGAUAAUCUUGUCAAAUUAAUUUUAAAGGGCAUAGAAGACGAGUCUGCUACAACAUGCCGGCAAACUUUAAUGGCGCUCGGCAUAUGUCUUGUCGAUCUACUGGAAUCUGUUGACAAUAAGUGCGGAAUUCCAAUAUUAACGAUAUUACCCCGUCUUGUUAAGAAUCCAUACUUCCUUGUAAAAGUCAAAUUAGCCGAAGUAUUGGCCAUAUUACCAUAUUCUACUAUAGAACACAUAACUGGCGGAUCACAAUUUCAAGAGAACGUUAUUAAAGUACUAAUCAAGUUGCUGAGUGAUCAGGAUCAGAGAGUGCGGCACGUAACGAGUAACUCUAUUGUUAAGAUCAUUCCUAUGUUGUAUUAUCGAAAUCCAAACGAAGACGCGAUAACUAGAAAAGCUUCUCAAUAUACAGAAGAAUAUUUAUCUUCCAGUGUAUUGAAUCCUCUGGAGACUUCUAAUUAUGAAAUUGGUGAUAACAGGUUACUAGUUAACAGUUUGGUUGAACCAUUUAACUUUUUGUAUACUCAAAAUAACAUACAAUUCAACGAAAGAAUAGAUAAUGCCCUGUCACAAAUCGUCAGCGUAUUAACAGAAACUGUCAUCAUGGACUUCUCUAAGUAUUUAACUUACGGCUGUUGCGAAGCUCUAACUAGAUUAAGUGAGAGCUAUUUCACGACGAUAUAUCCUAAAGCAUGGGACUGUCUAGUUCCAAAGCCUCCAGCCAAGAAAACAUAUAGAAGAUCAAACAGUCGAGGGGACGUUAACGAUAACAGUUUGUUAAAUGAUAUAGUAUUACCGAUCUGCAAUGGUCUAAUGCCUUUUACUAUAUCAUUAUUAUCUUCAUCGCAAAUAAGUCUGGAUCUAUCAACACACAGGCAUUUAAUCCUUCUGGCUGGAAAUCUCGCAUCGGGAAUGGCAUUUUGCAAUUUGAAGCCUAGUGAACCCAUUCACAAAAAUGACACGGAUACCGUGAAAUUGUGGGGGUUAUUCAAGGAUAAGCAAAUGUAUCAAUACUUGGAGCUCUUACUCAUCCAUGUGGCAAGAGUGUUGAAUGUUUUUGUUCACGUUAUUGAUGAGAUACAGUUGACGCAGCCCAGUACGAAAUCAUCAUUGCCUUCCUUGCCAACACCGCAGAGUUUAUCCCCAAAAAGAAAAACUGCAGCAGAGGCGAAACCGAAGGAAAAAGAGGAGCGAAAGACAACUUUAAAAUUCGGAAAGGAACAGAUGGGAGCGUUUUCGAAUAUUCCACAUUAUAUGAAACUAUAUGAUAUAUUGAAAGCAGCCAAUGCAAAUUAUAAAGUGACACUUGACUCAGAAGCUAGCGAGAUGUAUAUUUCUUUAUUGAAUGCGACGCUAGAAGUGCUUUCGCAAAUACUUGAAAUAGCGAGUAUUCAUGAAACUGGUAGGAUAGCUGAGGAAAUUUUGCAUUAUCUGCAGACUACCGUUGUGUUAUGCCCGACUUCAACUGUUCGAUGUGUUCAGCAGUUAUUGAAAUGUUUAUUUGGUGCAAAUUUAAGUGCCCAAUGGAGUGAAUUUGAUAUACAGAGAAACUUGGAUCGAACCAGUGUUUCCAGAGAUGAUGCUAAAGGCUUUUACAAUCAGUGCUUUCAAAGACCAGCUAGACAAAUGGCUGAAGCGAUAAAAGCUAUAGGAAAUAAUUGCAGAGGUGGAAAUGAACCCGACACAGGAUGGAUCGGUUUACUACGAAGAAAAGGAGAAAGGAAAAUGUCAACAGUUUCUAAAAGUUUAACGCGAUCGAUGGAUCAGAAAGUUUCGGUAGCUUCGUUUAUACGUCUCUUUGAACCGAUGGUUAUAAAAUCCUUAAAGCAGUACACUGUGACAAGUUCGGUUUCUCUUCAAUGCCAAGUUCUAAUGCUAGUGAGUCAGUUGGUACAGUUACACGUAAACUACUGUCUUCUGGAUUCGGAUAUGAUUUUUAAAGAUUUUAUAAUCAAGCAAUUUGAAUUCAUCGAAGAGGGUCAGAUACCUCAUACAGAAGAUCUCUUGCCAAAGAUAUUCAAUUUCCUGGUACAUCUGUCCUACAAUAAAUAUCACACAAAAAUAAUAAUUGGAGUACCAGAAAUCAUUCAGUUAUGUGAUAGAUUAAUGGCUAGUGGUCAACCACCUCUUACGCAUUGUAUACCGGCUCUUACACCCGUUGUUGAAGAUAUAUUUUUGGCAAGAAAUGCAAGAUCCAGUUCAUCGGAGCAAAAGGAACUUGAAACAACCCGGGAAGUCCUGGUGUCAAUGCUCCUCAAAUUGGUUGAACAUCAUCAAGUGAUUGAACUUCUAGCUGUUUGUCUCACGGAGUCACGAUUCAGUGGUGAUGGCAAUGGUGAAGAAAAAUGGCGCCGAUGGUCUAGAUUAACGACAGACACUGUACUGCCUAUGUUAGCCGAUGGAAAAAUUAGAAUUGAAACUAAGGAUGCUCAUGCUGCUUUAGUGAAACUGUUCGCAGCUGUUUCUCCGACUGUUUUCAGACCAGUUGAUCCACUGCUUAAAGUACUGUUUUCCGUACCACCCAAUGCCGACGAGCCAAUUAUUAAGCUACAACGUUGGUUAGGCAUGAUCAAUGUUGUAUUAUUAACCUUAAUAUCCUACGCAAAGGAGGAAGUCAUGUUGGCUAGGCUUUCAGAUUGCAGUACAUACAUGACGGACAUGGCACGAUUAUUGAUGUUGCCAGAUUCUGUUUAUCAAUCGACAGAAAUCAUGGUGGAUCCAUUGAAUGUACUAAAUGCACAAAGCUUUAAUGUACCACCCGAAAGGAUUUUAGCCAGAUUUAUAUUCCGAGUGAUUGAAUUGAUUGGUGCCAGAGUAUACAAGCUUCUUGGACUGAUUAAUAAUAAAGUCGAGAAUUCUCUGGCAAAUUCAACUGAGAGUUUGACUUGUGAUGAUUAUUUGAUACACCAGUUCGCAUUAUUUUUACAAUUAUGCAUUCACAUGUUUGAGUCUGGCAGUCAUUGCAAGGUAGCAAACGCAACUAUGCAAAUGAUACAAGGUCGUAAUAUCCCUGAUGAUGAAAUAUUGCCACUGAUGGAUCUAAAUACGUUUAUGUUAGAAAUUGCUAACAAAUGUCCUCUUCUUACAUGUCAGUGGGCAUAUUUGAUGACACUUCUGGGUUACAAUGAAAUGAUCUUCUGGUCUAAAGUCCUGGGUAUACAUUCGUCGAGUUACGUUGUCCGGUAUAGUCCAAGUACAAUGAAGCCAAACCCGAGUGAUGAUAACAGCAGUAUAAACAUUGAUAUUGUCAGGAAAGGUGGUACCAUAUUAUUCUGUGAUUACGUGUGCGAGAAUCUCAGUGAUGCAGAACCUCUUACGUGGUUGCUGGUCAAUCACAUCGAGGAAACCAUAAAUUUGGCUACUGAGUCACCCGUUAGAGAAUUAGUAGCAGCUGCUGUACAUAGAAAUCCAGCAGCUAGUGGCCUCCUGGUGCAGGCUAUUGCAGCAAAAUGCUUAGAUCUGUCGAAACCAAGUUUCGUAAAAAAGUUGUUACUUUGCGUCGAAGGCGCACAUAAUUCUCAAAGUGGACCAUUAAUAUUGGCACUGGUACCAAGACUGUUGGCUUCCAAACAUUUAGCGUUAUCUAGAAUGGCUGCUAAAAUAGCAAGUCGUAAGGCGGAAACAUUGUUGACACUCAGCAUGGAUGAGGCUAAUGAACAAUUACCGAAAGAAGAUCUUAUCAAAACUAUGGACAUUUUACAGUCUACUAAAUUAGCGAAAAAACAUAGCAGUCUUGUUAUCUUAUUGAAUAAGCUUGGUGCCAAGCAUUAUGAUCUGUCACCUUUAGAAUUGGAACAAUGUCGACCAUUCAAUCCAUCGACCAUCAGAAGUAUCAAAUUAGAUAAAAAUUGGUUUUUCACGCAAACCAAAUAUCGUUGCUGUCAUCCAAGCAUUAAUUAUGGUUCAUAUGAAUCAGCUCAGUUAUUAAGUAACCUAGAUUUUGAUGAUAUUAUUGACAUUAUUACGUGCAGGGAGUUCAGUGUCAAGAUCUUGAAAGAAUGCAUUAAAUUAGGUGUAAGGAAAACGCUCGAGACAUGUCAGGAUUUGGAACUUGGUCAAGAUGUGAAGGAAGAAAGUUUUGAAUUCAAAGAAAAUCCUCUGUACACUGCUGCCAAGCAAUGUCUACUACAGCACGUGCAAUAUAUUGUGGAGAUGAUGCCAAAACCUCAUCAUGCUUACAAUCCACUUAAUCGUGAUUCAAGUGGAAAGGAAGGGAAGCACGCAAAAAAUUCAUAUAUGUCUAGAUUUACAGAAUUGCUAACAGAUUCUGAAUACUGGGAUUUUUUAUUCAUGAUAGUACCAUCAGUGAUAACGUAUAUGCGUACACUGUCUAAGUUGUCAAAAUUCAACCUAUGCGAAAUCGACGUUAAGUAUGAAGAACACCUAGCUAAGUUUGCCCUACUCUGUUUCGACGUAUCUCAUUGGAUAAUUCAUAAUCAUGAGAAUGAUAACAAAAAGAUGAAGCCUCAUGAGCUGCAUUUGACGAUGAACUGCGCUGAAGAAAUCUUGAGGCAACCUUGCUUGACUAAAGUAUUCGGUUCCAGUACACAUUACUCGUGGGUUUGUUCAGCAGCUGCUACCCUGACAAGAAUCGUUGAGCAUCUAUUAACAAUUAUCAAUCCUUUACCGGUGAUAAAUACUUCUGGAUUACAGGCUGCGUUAGAUAGCGACGAAACCAGACCAUAUGCUGAAGCGUGUAAACAAAUGGCUACAUUAGUUGCGUGGCUAGAAGAGUGCCAAAUGGAAAACUCCCCUGAAAACAUUCCACCAUUUUUAUUCAAUUGUAUCAAAAAUUUAAUCAUAAGCAUUAGCAGGCAACCUCUGGUCAAUUCUUUUGUACUGACGCCUCCAUUGGCCUGGAAGCAAGGAUGGCGACCUAGUACUUCCAGUGCUACUAAGUGUCGCGUACCAUUGUUGUCCUCUGAGUCGAAUUUCUUACAAGAGAUUGAUAUUCUGGAACAAUUUAUAUACCGGGUGACCUUAUUGGGUUGGACAUCGCGAUUGCAGUUUGAAGAAAUGUGGAUGGCGUUUCUGAGUGUACUGAAUGUUGCACCGAACAAAAAUAUGCCCCAGGAGGAAAUUGCUAAUUUGAGUCGUGCUACUAGUCUAGCUGUACAGGCUAUUACGAGACUCCUAAUGCAGACUCUACUUCUGCCACAUCCUGGAAAUCCUGGCACCAGCACCCCUAUUCAUCAUUCACGAGAUCCGCAACUCUCAUUGUAUAAAAUUAGCUCCCGGAAACUCUUUAUUAUACAGGAUACCCUACUGUGGAAAUAUGAGUGUAUGAAUGACUCAAGAAACGUUCAUGGAUUGAAAUUAGAGCAUAUUUUCUCGCGAGGAAAUAUCGAACGUGUUGGCAAUUCCCAUGCGUUUACAUAUAGUCAGUUAUCUGUUCCUUACUUGUGGGCUUCGUGUUAUCUACAUGAAGAUAAAUUGAGUUCUAGUGUAUUGACAUUGAAAAACAGAAGAAACGACGCCCUGAUGUCUAUGUCUCUGGACUUGAAUUCCUGUCUUCGAUUUUUAAUAGAAUUAUAUUCUUCGUGGAUAUUACCACAAUCCAACACACCUCUACGACUGCUGAAUGAGGUCAUCAAAUCAAUUUUAUCCAUUUCCGAGUUAUUUGUUGAAAGAGGGCAGUACCAAUGGAUGCUGGAUACUUGUUUAGAGAUUUCAAGGACACACCCAGUGGAAAAUGAAAUAUUACAUCAGUACAUUGUUAUCGCAGCUUGUAAAGCUGCAGCUGUUUUAACACCACUGGAUGUUGAAACCUUAGAGAAAGUAAAGCGAUUGGUCGACAUUAAUUUAAAGUCGGACUUUUUACCAGCCGGAGUAUCUGCGCUACAUGGAACUCUCUAUUUACUACAAAGUGCAGUGCUGGCCGAUUGUGAGGAAACUAUGAAUAUGAUACACCCACUAGCUAUAGAAUAUAUUCAAAAGCAUAUCGAUACACAAGACUCAAAUGGAGUGUUAAGUCAAAGUGAAGAACACCAAGGAAUCAUGUGGGCUUUGGUAUUUUUCUUGUUGGAACAUGCUGAUGAUACUCCACCAGAUUCGGAAGCUCCUGCAGUGUUAGAACUUGUUCUUUCCUUAGUAACAACGAAGAAUAUAUCGAUUGCUCUCCAUCAAACACUUCUACAUGGAUUGGAAAGGCUCGUUACCACGAAAAGCGUUGUAGGGAAGGUCACAGAGCAAAUAGUCAAAGUAGCAAUUGAUCGUUUGAGACAAGCAAAUCCCAUGCUGGCUCUGCCUGCCUUGCAACUGUUGUUAACGUGUAUGUAUACUGAGGCAGCCGAUCGAUUGAAUCAACCGGAUGUGGAGGAACCUCUACCUGAUGCUGAACCAGAAGCACUUAUACGAUCUAUUGAGAGGACUUCGGGAAUCUUUGAUCGAAUAAAGAGAGGAUAUCCAAUGGAGGUUGAAAUAUUGUGUGCAGUUUUGUCUGGGGUUCUGGGUGAUUUCUUUCCACCGUCCGAAAUUUUGACUAGGGUUAUUGGAGAAUUUCUUUCACCACAACAACCGCAUCCUAGGUUGUUAUCUGCUGUUGUUUUUCAGGUUUGCCAGAGGGCAUGUAAUGGUCCUCAAUUGGGUUUGCUUCAAGACUGGGUACUUUUUAGUUUACCCAAUUUUAUUCAAAGCUUACCAGUUGCUAUGUCGACUUGGUGUUUAUCGUGUUUCUUUAUAAGCGCUUCGACCAAUCAGUGGUUAAGAGCCUUAUUUCCUCACGUUCAAUCCAGAAUUGGCAAAUAUGAAUAUGAAGAUAAGAAGAUAUUAUGCAUUGCUGCAGCGGACUUCUAUCACCAGCUUUCCAACGAGAGUCAAAGGAAAGCCUUUGUGGAAACUUUCGAGACGGCUGCCAAGAGACCUGAUACACCGUUCAGUUACAUUUUAGCAUCUUUCUAAGAUAGUAUCAUAGUCGUAAAUUCUACCUCGUAUUAGAAAGAGUCGACAAAAUGUAUAUGUAGAAUUAAGCAGUGCCCAACUAUUUCAUUGUAUAUACAGUAAAGUAUUCUAAAGUGUUCUGACGUUAUAAAGACAUGUGUAUAUUUGUAUGUAUACAAUAUCUAUUUAUCGUGUACCACAUCAAAGUGUAAUGCAAUUGUUUUACAACAAACUUUAUUUUUUAAAUACUAAAUGCGCAUCAGCUCAUUUCAAACAUACCAUUCUCAUCAAAUUUCUGAUUUCGGAUGUAAAAGAAAAAUGAAAUUCAAGUGAAUCAACUGACAUGUUCUGAUGGUACAGAUGGAAGUGCCUUAUACAGUCACCAUCCAAACAGAAAAUGUGAACGGAGGCAUUUACGAUCACGAAUCAAUGCAGGAGUGCAAAUAUUUACAUUCAAAAUUUAGAAAAAACUGACGAAUAAAUGAAAUUGCAA